AAGAGUCUGAAUAGGAGAGGGCAGACGAUUGUGUGGUGAAGUCGGACGUACAGAGCUCAAGGACCUUAUCUGACUGCCUGCCUCAGUUUCCUCAUAUGCAAAAUGAGGGCAAACAGAAUGUCAGACCUGAUGUAUUCAGCCCCCGCUGGGCCCCAGGAAGCCUGGGGGAGACGACUGCAUGUGAGGACAGACAGGCGGCAGCAGUGACAGGGUGACCACUCUGCUCCCCACGCCCUCCCCAUACAGGACAUGCACAACUUGGUGGCAAAGGGCUGCAAGGCCCAGAGUGGGGAGAGUGGGGACCCGAACCUGGGAUCGGAAGACUGCUAUCCUGCUCCCCAUUUAUCACCUGGGCCCCAAACAAAGUUCUCAGCUCGUUUCUGGAACCCUGCCCUUUGCAUCGGAGCCUAACCAGGAAUUUGGUCGAGGAAUGGACUGUGGGUCAGUGUGUCAGCCACACCCUCUCGCACCCAGCUGACACGUCCGUGUGCCAGACCCCUCCUCAGAAUGCCCCAGAAGGUCUGGCACACACACGCGGGUGAAUACCAGGCUGACCCCACUUGGCCCCAGUCCAAGAGCUCAGCACAUGACCCCCCCGUGAGACCCCAACUGUCCUCUGCCUCACGACCCAGGAUGUCAGAAUAAGGAGCUAGCUGGGCAAAGGUACGAUCUCCCACGGGAUGAGGACCUGCUGAGACCCUGCAUGCUUUCUGCUUCCCACCUGCCACUACGCUCCCAUCCCCCACAACCCCAGAAACCUGAGCACACACCUCCGGCUGCUCUGGGAACAGCCGCUCUCCGACAAGCAGGGGAAGGUGAAGAGAGCAGGUGGACACUGGGGCCUGGAAAUACCCUCCUCAAGGGCUGACUGUCAGCUGUACCCAUGUCUCCCUAGCAUGAGACACUCAUUAUUUUUAACAGAAGUGCUGACGUCCCAUGUUGAAUGGAGACCGCCAGUCUGCUGAGAAUGGAUGCUGCUGUGACCGUCUUUGCAGUCUGGCCCAUCUGCCAAAACCCACCAUGGGCUCAGACUCUGGGACUCUGCGGCCCCUGCUCUCACCCCGAGUUUAGCCCCCGCCUGCCCCAUGGCAGUCGGGUCACAGUGGGUCUCUGCCCUGGCCCACCUUGGGUGGUAGGAUACACAUGGCUGCCCAGAGACUGAGGCUCAGACCUCGGAUUCCAACCUGCUUCAGAGGCCUUCGCAGCGACAGUGACACAGGCUGCUUAUCCCAAGGGCUGAGAAAGGGGGUGGCCCUGCUGUUGUGACCAAGGGUGGGUGAGUGCUGCCUCAAACCGUGCGUCUGGGCACCUGACAUGCAUCACCUGGCCCUGAUUCGAAAUGAGGGUUUCCUGGGUGAGGAGCCCCAGAAAAUGACAGGUGUUUGUGCUUCUGUUCCCUUAUUUGCUGAAAGGAAAUCAACAACAUAUGCACUGAGAAUAAAAUGAGAGACGCCAGGAAAGCACUUGGCUGGCACUCAGCAAGCACUCAAUAAGUGGUAGGAAAAAACACCAUCCACAGGAGAUGCCAAUUGCUAGGCUGGGCCCACCCGGUGGAGGGCAGCAAACAGCCUGGCCACGCGGGCGUUCUCCAAGGGACCUACCAGCCCUCCAUCAAAACGUGGGCAAACGGGGUUAGUAAAUAGAGAGCAUUGAUCAGCUUGUGACAGACAAUGGGGCCAACUGCAAAGCCAACCCCACGGGCUCCUGAGCAGGGGGCGUCGAAGCUGGGCCUGGGUGCCCAGCAUUUAACCAGGAAACCGGUGUCGGGGUCUCCUCCCUGACCUCACUGGCGAUCUCGGGCGGCGCCUCGACUUUGCUUCUGGCAAAUGGAGCAGCAGAGCCGAACCUGCACCCGACCCCGCCGGUGGGCGCUCAUCUGGGGACCGCAGACCCCGUCGGGGGCCGGCCGUGCGGUUUAUCUGGGUCUGCAGAGCCCCUCGGCUGUGGCAGGGUACCCUGCUGCGGGGCUGCAAGAGGCACGCUGGAGGAUGGCAGUGGAAGAUGGAGGCCCGCCUUGCUGCCCCUGGAACCAUGAGCGAGGUCCGCAGGGACAGCACAAGCAGCCUGCAGCGCAAGAAGCCGCCCUGGCUGAAGCUGGACAUUCCAGCUGUGGCGCCCCCCGCGGCCGAGGAACCCAGCUUCCUGCAGCCCCUGAGACGCCAGGCUUUCUUGCGGAGUGUGAGUAUGCCGGCCGAGACAGCCCACGUCCCUUCGCCUUACCAUGAGCCCCGCCGGCCGGUGCUGCAGCGUCAGAUAUCCAUCACACAGACCAUCCGCAGGGGCACAGCUGAUUGGUUCGGAGUGAGCAAGGACAGUGACAGCACCCAGAAGUGGCAACGCAAGAGCAUUCGUCACUGCAGCCAGCGCUAUGGGAAGCUGAAGCCCCAGGUCAUGCGGGAGCUAGACCUGCCCAGCCAGGAUAAUGUGUCGCUGACCAGCACUGAGACCCCUCCCCCGCUCUAUGUGGGGCCGUGCCAGCUGGGCAUGCAAAAGAUCAUAGACCCCCUGGCCCGGGGCCGGGCCUUCCGCAUGGCGGAUGACACCGCCGACGGCCUGAGCACCCCGCACACGCCCGUUACGCCCGGUGCUGCCUCCCUCUGCUCCUUCUCCAGCUCCCGCUCGGGUUUCAACCGGCUUCCACGGCGGCGCAAGCGUGAGUCUGUGGCCAAGAUGAGCUUCCGGGCGGCCGCAGCGCUGGUGAAGGGCCGCUCGGUUAGGGAUGGCACGUUGCGCCGGGUGCAGCGCCGAAGCUUCACGCCUGCCAGCUUCUUGGAGGAGGACACGGCUGAUUUCCCCGAUGAGCUGGACACGUCCUUCUUCGCCCGGGAAGGAGUCCUUCAUGAGGAGCUGUCCACAUACCCAGACGAGGUGUUCGAGUCGCCAUCGGAGGCAGCGCUCAAGGAGUGGGAGAAAGCCCCAGAUCAGGCGGACCUCACGGGUGGGGCCCUGGACCGCACGGAGCUGGAGCGCAGCCACCUGAUGCUGCCCCUGGAACGCGGCUGGCGCAAGCAGAAGGAGGGUGGCGCCGCUGCCACGCAGCCCAAGGUGCGGCUGCGGCAGGAGGUGGUGAGCGCGGCGGGGCAGCGGCGGGGCCAGCGCAUCGCGAUGCCGGUGCGCAAGUUCUUCGCCAGGGAGAAGCGGCCGUACGGGCUGGGCAUGGUGGGCCGGCUCACCAACCGCACCUACCGCAAGCGUAUCGACAGCUACGUCAAGCGCCAGAUCGAGGAUAUGGACGACCACAGGCCUUUCUUCACCUACUGGCUCACCUUCGUGCACUCGCUCGUCACCAUUCUAGCUGUGUGCAUCUAUGGCAUCGCGCCCGUGGGCUUCUCGCAGCAUGAGACGGUGGACUCGGUGCUGCGGAACCGCGGGGUCUAUGAGAAUGUCAAGUACGUGCAGCAAGAGAACUUCUGGAUUGGGCCCAGCUCGGAGGCCCUCAUUCACCUGGGUGCCAAGUUCUCGCCCUGCAUGCGCCAGGACCCGCAGGUGCAUAGUUUCAUCCGAGCCGCGCGGGAGCGGGAGAAGCACUCAGCUUGCUGCGUUCGCAAUGACCGGUCCGGCUGUGUGCAGACCUCGGAGGAGGAGUGCUCGUCCACGCUCGCGGUGUGGGUCAAGUGGCCCUUUCAUCCCAGCGCCCCAGACCUUGCCGGCCAGAAGAGGCAGUUCGGUUCUGUCUGCCACCAGGACCCCAGGGUGUGUGAUGAGCCCUCCUCUGAGGACCCCCACGAGUGGCCGGAUGACAUCACCAAGUGGCCGAUCUGCACCAAAAACAGCGCGGGGAACCAUACGAACCACCCGCACAUGGACUGUGCCAUCACAGGCCGGCCCUGCUGCAUUGGCACCAAGGGCAGGUGUGAGAUCACCUCCCGGGAGUACUGUGACUUCAUGAGGGGUUAUUUCCAUGAGGAGGCCACACUCUGCUCUCAGGUGCACUGCAUGGAUGACGUGUGCGGGCUUCUGCCCUUCCUCAAUCCCGAGGUGCCCGACCAGUUCUACCGCCUGUGGCUGUCCCUCUUCUUACACGCUGGCAUCCUGCACUGCCUGGUGUCCGUCUGCUUCCAGAUGACCGUCCUGCGGGACCUGGAGAAGCUGGCGGGCUGGCACCGAAUCGCCAUCAUUUACCUGCUGAGUGGCGUCACCGGGAACCUAGCCAGUGCCAUUUUCCUGCCGUACCGGGCAGAGGUGGGCCCGGCCGGCUCGCAGUUCGGCAUCCUGGCGUGCCUCUUCGUGGAGCUCUUCCAGAGCUGGCAGAUCCUGGCCCGGCCCUGGCGCGCCUUCUUCAAGCUGCUGGCGGUGGUGCUCUUCCUGUUCACAUUUGGGCUGCUGCCCUGGAUCGACAACUUCGCCCACAUCUCGGGCUUCGUCAGCGGCCUCUUCCUGUCCUUCGCCUUCUUGCCCUACGUCAGCUUCGGCAGGUUCGACCUGUACCGCAAGCGCUGCCAGAUCCUCAUCUUCCAGGCCGUGUUCCUGGGCCUGCUGGCCGGCCUGGUGGUCCUCUUCUACUUCUACCCCGUGCGCUGUGAGUGGUGUGAGUUCCUCACCUGCAUCCCCUUCACCGACAAGUUCUGCGAGAAGUACGAGCUGGACGCCCAGCUCCACUGAGCUGCUGGCCACUGGGGCCACCUGCUCCCGGGCGCCGUCCACCCCGAGCCUUGCAGGCCACGGACGGGGCUGCCUGAGCCCCGUGUGGGGUUCUCAGGCCACGGACGGGGCUGCCUGAGCCCCGUGUGGGGUCCGUAGGCCACGGACAGGGCUGCCUGAGCCCUGUGUGGGGUCCGCCCGCGUCUUGGACACAGACCUCUUGUGCCUUGUUCACUGCUGUUGACCCUCUCGUACUUCUGGGCAUUUAUUACACUAGUUCCCGUGAUUCCCUUCUAACUAGUCUCUUGACGACCACCUCAGGUGGCCAAUAAAUGGACUGGGAGCGUUUUAGCUGCCACUAACUUGACCAGAGCUGCCUUCUGCUUUCUCGUUCCUGGCUGGGGGCUGUGGCGGGACGUUCCUCUCACUCACAAUUCCCCAGACAAGGAACGAAGUAUACAAAACACCUCCCAGGGAAGUCCCUCAGCCAGGUUGCACCCCCUGCCCCCAGCUCCCUUCCUAGUUACCGGUAGCCACAAUGGGAUACAGACCCAGGGAUGUGCUGUCAUUUCUCCCCCCC
This is a messenger RNA of Rhinolophus ferrumequinum (greater horseshoe bat), 5161 nucleotides long. It is a transcript of the gene RHBDF1, whose product is annotated as rhomboid 5 homolog 1. Gene Ontology annotation, cellular component: endoplasmic reticulum membrane. The record is from RefSeq and is a predicted model, not a curated record. Bases 2002 to 4602 code for a protein of 866 amino acids. NCBI's taxonomy places the organism in Eukaryota, Metazoa, Chordata, Mammalia, Chiroptera, Rhinolophidae. Gene Ontology annotation, molecular function: serine-type endopeptidase activity. The transcript is spliced from 20 exons. Gene Ontology annotation, biological process: regulation of epidermal growth factor receptor signaling pathway; regulation of protein secretion.